CUCUCUCUCUGAGGCUUUAGCGGAGAUGCGGUCACCGUCCACCACCAGCAAGGACCUAGACGCCGGAUCUCCGCGGUACGGUCGGCCGCUGCCACGGCAGAGCAGACCCAUUCCCAUUGACGAGCGGGCAUCGCCGUCCCGCCCCUCCUCCUCCGCAGUCCCCUUCUCGUGGGAGCACCGGCCGGGCAUCCCCAAGACCUCCGGCCCCCUCACCUCCCGCCCGACAGGGCCCCUCCUCCCCCUCCCUCCCUCUCUCAGAUCCGCCCCCGCCGGCAACUCGCGCAAGAAGCGACCCGUCGCCACCUCCGCCGCUGACCCCUUCGCGACGGCGCUCACCGAGUGCGCCAAGGACCCGGCAGGCCCCGCCAUCGAGGAGCUCCUCGCGAGGGGCGGUGGUUCGGUCGUCGAGCGGCGCCGGAGAGGGCCAGCGGCGGCGUGGUCCGUCUCCGACCGUCUCGGGCUCUUCGGCCUCUACGCCUCGUGCAAGGCGACAUGCGCGGUCGCCGACUCGGCCGUCCGCGUUCCCCGGUCCGGACCGUCGAACCGCUGCCCGGUCCAAAGAUAAGGUUUCGGCCUUUCAAAGAAUCUGAUGGUCAUGGCCCUUUUGAUUAGGACAGAGCACAGUUGAGUUGAGAUCAACGUCACCGGAUACACGAUGAUGGCUGAUGUGCUGUUGUUCC
Messenger RNA from Musa acuminata subsp. malaccensis (wild Malaysian banana), 680 nucleotides. The record is from RefSeq and is a predicted model, not a curated record. Lineage: Eukaryota; Viridiplantae; Streptophyta; Magnoliopsida; Zingiberales; Musaceae.